Messenger RNA from Hemibagrus wyckioides, 10900 nucleotides. RefSeq names its product neurobeachin a (gene nbeaa). The coding region runs from base 320 to 9154 and encodes 2944 amino acids. NCBI's taxonomy places the organism in Eukaryota, Metazoa, Chordata, Actinopteri, Siluriformes, Bagridae. The record is from RefSeq and is a predicted model, not a curated record. Gene Ontology annotation, biological process: intracellular protein localization. Gene Ontology annotation, cellular component: cytosol; membrane. The transcript is spliced from 59 exons. Gene Ontology annotation, molecular function: protein kinase binding.
UGGCGUCCUGAGCAGGACCACACAGCCGGAGACCGCAUCGUUUCACUGGGCUUUCAGAUCAAGAAGGACAGAGAGUGAAGCAGCGUGACUGGACCGUUUCAGUAAACGCAGAGAAACGUACGCUUUCGGUGCUCGUAUGCUUCCCAGAAAAGGAUAGACGGGAUUAAACAUCAGCGGUCCACAUCGGUGUAAUUUGCUUAGCGGUUUCUGUUGUUCUAUUUCGCUAAUUCAAUUUUCAUGCGGUUGCAAAGCCAGUCGGUGACGCGAAACAGGUGAGAGCCGAGGCGGCCGCUCCUUAUUUUCGGGAUUUGGGCUGGAAAUGGCGAGCGAGAAGCCGCUUACGGCGCCGCUGGCGGAGCGAGAAGCCACGGGCGGCGGGGACGCGAUGGUGUCCGGCUCAGGCUCCGUGGUUCUGCCGGCUGGCGUCAUCAACCCGACGGUUCCGAUCCGCAACAUCCGCAUGAAGUUCGCCGUGCUGAUCGGCCUCAUCCAGGUCGGCGAGGUCAGCAACCGGGACAUCGUCGAGACCGUGCUGAAUCUGCUCGUUGGUGGCGAGUUUGAUCUGGAGAUGAACUUUAUCAUCCAGGAUGCGGAGAGCAUCACGUGCAUGGUGGAGCUGCUGGAACACUGCGAAGUGACGUGCCAGGCUGAGAUUUGGAGCAUGUUCACGGCCAUCUUGCGCAAGAGCGUGCGCAACCUGCAGACCUGCACCGAGGUGGGCCUCAUACAGCAGGUGCUGCAGAAGAUGAGCGCCGUUGACGACAUGAUCGCAGACCUCUUGGUGGAUAUGCUGGGGGUUUUGGCCAGCUACAGUAUCACAGUGAAAGAGCUGAAGCUGCUGUUUAGCAUGCUGAGAGGAGAUAAUGGCGUAUGGCCAAGGCACGCAAUCAAGCUGCUAUCUGUCCUGAACCAGAUGCCUCAGAGACAUGGCCCAGAUACCUUCUUCAACUUCCCAGGACGCAGUGCAGCGGCCAUUGCUUUGCCUCCCAUUGCUAAGUGGCCUUACCAGAACGGUUUCACUUUCAACACAUGGUUCCGUAUGGACCCUCUGAACAACAUCAACGUAGACAAGGACAAACCCUACCUAUACUGUUUCCGAACGAGCAAAGGGAUCGGAUACUCGGCGCAUUUUGUGGGGAACUGCCUGAUCGUGACGUCGCUAAAGUCCAAAGGCAAAGGCUUCCAGCACUGCGUGAAAUACGACUUCCAGCCCAGGAAGUGGUACAUGAUCAGCAUCGUGCACAUUUACAACCGCUGGAGGAACAGUGAAAUCCGCUGCUACGUCAACGGCCAGUUGGUGUCUUACGGCGACAUGGCCUGGCACGUCAACACCAAUGAUAGUUAUGAUAAAUGUUUCCUCGGCUCUUCGGAGACGGCUGAUGCCAAUCGGGUUUUCUGCGGUCAGCUUGGGGCUGUGUAUGUGUUCAGCGAGGCACUUAACCCAGCGCAGAUCUUCGCCAUUCAUCAGCUGGGACCCGGAUACAAGAGCACCUUUAAGUUUAAAUCAGAGAGUGAUAUCCACUUGGCUGAACACCAUAAGCAGGUGUUGUAUGACGGGAAGUUGGCCAGCAGCAUCGCCUUCACCUAUAACGCGAAGGCUACAGACGCACAGCUCUGCCUCGAGUCCUCACCCAGAGAGAAUGCCUCCAUCUUCGUGCAUUCGCCCCACGCCCUCAUGCUGCAGGAUGUAAAGGCCAUCGUCACACACUCCAUCCACAGUGCCAUCCACUCAAUUGGGGGUAUCCAAGUGCUGUUCCCGCUCUUCUCUCAGCUGGACUACCGGCAGCCCAAUGACAGCCCUGUGGAGACCACCGUGUGUGCCACUCUCCUGGCUUUCCUGGUGGAGCUGUUGAAGAGUUCUGUAGCCAUGCAGGAGCAGAUGCUGGGAGGAAAGGGCUUCCUGGUCAUUGGAUACCUAUUAGAGAAGUCGUCCCGUGUGCACAUCACCAGGGCUGUACUGGAGCAGUUCCUCUCCUUUGCUAAGUAUCUAGAUGGCCUCACACAUGGAGCUCCUCUCCUAAAGCAGCUGUGUGACCACGUCCUGUUCAACGCUGCCAUCUGGAUACACACACCUGCGAAGGUUCAGCUCUCUCUGUAUACUUACCUGUCUGCUGAGUUCAUUGGCACGGCUACAAUCUACUCCACUAUAAGGCGAGUUGGCACCGUUCUGCAGCUCAUGCACACACUCAAGUACUACUACUGGGCCACCAACCCACUGGAGAGCAGCGGCAUCACACCUAAAGGCCUUGACGGUCCUCGGCCCACACAAAAGGAGAUCAUCUCUCUGCGUGCCUUCAUGCUUCUCUUCCUCAAGCAGCUCAUUCUCAAGGACCGUGGUGUGAAAGAGGACGAGUUACAGAGCAUCCUGAACUACCUGCUGACCAUGCAUGAGGAUGAGAACAUUCAUGAUGUUCUGCAGCUCUUGGUGGCUCUCAUGUCUGAGCAUCCAGCCUCCAUGAUCCCAGCAUUUGACCAGAGGAACGGUAUACGGGUCAUCUACAAACUCUUAGCUUCUAAGAGCGAGAGCAUUCGCGUGCAAGCGCUGAAAGUCCUCGGCUACUUUCUCAAACACCUCGGACACAAGAGGAAAGUGGAGAUCAUGCACACACACAGCCUCUUCACACUGCUGGGAGAGAGAUUAAUGAUGCACACCAACACUGUGACAGUAACAACCUACAACACGCUGUAUGAGAUUCUGACGGAGCAGGUGUGUACUCAGGUGGUUCAUAAACCUCACCCAGAGCCUGACUCCACUGUCAAGAUCCAGAACCCCAUGAUUCUGAAGGUGGUGGCGACUCUGCUCAAGAACUCCACUCCCAGCGCCGAGCUGAUGGAGGUGCGCCGCCUCUUCCUGUCCGAUAUGAUCAAGCUCUUCAGCAACAGCAGAGAGAACAGACGGUGUUUGCUGCAGUGUUCAGUGUGGCAGGACUGGAUGUUCUCCCUGGGUUACAUUAACCCCAAGAACCCAGAGGAGCAGAAGAUCACCGAGAUGGUAUACAACAUUUUCCGCAUCCUGCUGUACCAUGCCAUCAAGUACGAAUGGGGCGGCUGGCGUGUGUGGGUGGACACUCUCAGCAUUGCCCACUCGAAGGUGACGUACGAAGCACAUAAGGAGUAUCUAGCUAAGAUGUACGAGGAAUAUCAGCGUCAGGAGGAGGAGAACAUGAAGAAAGGUAAGAAGGGUUCAGUGAGCACCAUCUCUGGUCUGUCAGCGCAGCCAGCAUCCGUCAACGGCACCCGCGAGACAGACGACACGUCUCAGACGCACACUCCUGAGAGCGAGGCUGAGUACACUGAGAGCAGCGAGCCACAGAACCUGCUCACUGACGCAAAGGAGCAAGUCCAUGUCCAUGAGCUUCUGGUGGACAUCAAGGCUGAGAAAGUAGAGGCCACUGAGGUGAAACUGGAUGAUCUGGACCUUUCUCCGGAGGCUCUGGGAGGAGGUGGAGGUGGAGGAGGAGGAAUGGAAAACGGCCCACUGGUGGAGGUGGAUUCACUGCUGGACGCCGCUUACUGCGUGCACAAGCUCAACGGAGGAUUAGCUCCCAAGGAAGAGGAGGAACCAAUCGUGAGGACGGGUACAAGUGAAGACGACGCCAACCUGGGGCCCUUGAUCACGCUGGAUGAUGAGAAGGACAUUACACCCAACAACAAUGGCUUCCUCUUUCCAAAAAGUGAAGAGAAGCUGCUCCCCUCUCUGGCCACACCUGAGCCUCUGUCACUGUCCGGCCCAGAGCAGGUGCCUGUUGCACCCACUGUACCUACCUCUGUACCGGUGUCUAGCGCCAGCGACGACCUCAGCCUGCUGGCCCACAUGACCUCAUGCGACUCGGACCUGGCAGCCGAUGAUGACAGCUUUAAGCUGCAGAGCUCGCUGGCUGACAUCAGCACGCUAGCUGAGGGCAGUGAGAGUGGCAUAGGAGAGGCAGGAACAAUAAAGAGCGGAGACGCCAUCAGCACCGUGUCGGACACUGAGAGGUCAGACGACGGCAAGGACAAAGAGAUGAAGAAGAUCCAAACAACAGCCACCACACAGGCCCUGCACGGGCGCUCGGCCAGUCAGAUGGAGCGGGAUCUGCGGGUGGAUCUCGGCUUCAGAGGGAUGCCCAUGACUGAGGAGCAGCGGCGGCAGUUCAGCCCCGGACCUCGCACCACCAUGUUCCGUAUACCGGAGUUCAAAUGGUCCCCCAUGCACCAGCGCUUACUCACAGACCUGCUGUUUGCCCUCGAAACAGAUGUGCAUGUGUGGAGGAGCCAUUCGACGAAAUCAGUCAUGGACUUCGUGAACAGUAAUGAGAACAUUAUAUUUGUACACAACACCAUCCACCUCAUUUCUCAGAUGGUUGAUAACAUCAUCAUCGCCUGUGGAGGGAUCCUGCCUCUGCUCUCCGCUGCCACUUCACCUUCUAGUUCUAAGGUUAGUGCAAACCCUAAGAAGCACACACCCUGCUCUCAGACUAAGGGCAUUGAAGUGAAGCCUGUGCCAGGGAGCUCCUCCUCAGGGGGAGAGACAGAGCUGGAGAAUGUGGAGGCCACUCAGGGCAUGUCGUCUGAGACGGCAGUGACGUUCCUCAGCAGGUUGAUGGCCAUGGUGGAUGUGCUGGUGUUCGCCAGCUCCCUCAACUUCAGUGAGAUUGAGGCUGAGAAGAACAUGUCCUCCGGAGGCCUGAUGCGGCAGUGCCUACGCCUAGUGUGCUGUGUUGCUGUGAGGAACUGUCUGGAGUGUCGGCAGAGGCAGAGAGAGCGAGGCAACAAGUCGUCACUUCCUAUCAGCAAGACACAGGACAACCUUCAGAGUACAGCUGCCACCAGCAAGAGUGCCAUAGCGAAUGUCCCUCGUAACCUCUCACCUAUCAAGGACCCUGACAGAUUGCUGCAGGACGUGGACAUCAACCGUCUGAGAGCUGUCGUCUUCAGAGAUGUGGAUGACAGUAAACAGGCUCAGUUCCUGGCUCUGGCUGUAGUUUACUUCAUUUCUGUCCUCAUGGUAUCCAAAUACCGGGACAUCCUGGAGCCACAGCGGGAGAUUGGCAGAUCCAGCAGCCUAUCAGGAAGGAGCAUACGGCAGGAAAUUAACUCUCCCACUAGCACAGAAAACCCUUCCUCGUUCUCAGACAGCAGUCGAAUUGAGCGUCCAUUGGAGGAUCUGCCCCUGGAGUCCUCACUGCCCCACACUGACUCAGGCAUUGGGGACGAGCCGGUGGGCGGGACCCUUAAUGGUUCUGAUCUGGGAGUUGUAGCUUCAGGUGUGGGUGGAGGUCCAGACGCCAUGAGCGAGCUCCUGUGCACGCUUUCAGCAGAAGUGCGCAAGUCCCACGAGUCUCUGCUCGAGUCUCCACUCGGUGCUGACCCUCUCAAGCCGGCCACAUCUAUCUCCAGCAUUAGCCAGGCCAACAAGGGCAUCAAUGUUAAAGAGAUCCUUAAAAGUUUGGUGGCAGCGCCAGUGGAAGCCACCGAGACGGGUCCUGAACCACAGCCGUACCAUCCUGACCCGGCCCUGAAGAGAGAGGCGGCCGCCAUGCUACCCAUGCAGUUCCAUUCCUUCGACAGGAGCGUGGUUGUACCAGUGAAGAAACCUCCACCUGGCAGUCUGGCAGUGAACACAGUGGGCACACCCACCAGCAGUGCCAUUCCCUCCUCCGGCAGCACACCUAACAUCUUUGCUGCUGCCAGUGCCACGCCUAAGAGCAUGAUCAAUACAACAGGUGCCACAGACUCUGCCUCGUCUUCCUCUGCCUCAUCCUCCAGCUUUGUGAACGGUGCCACCAGUAAAAACCUGCCUGCUGUGCAGACUGUAGCUCCCAUGCCCGAGGACACAGUGGAGAACAUGAGUGCCUUUUGUGAGGUGGACCCAUGUCCACUGCGAAGUGGCUUGACCCCUGCAGAGCUCAAAUCCUUUAGCUCACUGGCAGGAUUCCACACAGCCCCCAGAGAUGAGGGACAGUUUCUUAGUAUAACCACUAAGCUAGAGCGUGCGCUAGAGAAGGUGGCACCGCUCUUGAGGGAGAUCUUUGUGGACUUUGCACCCUUCUUGUCCAGGACCCUGCUCGGUAGCCAUGGGCAAGAGUUGCUGAUUGAAGGUACAGGUCUGGUGUGUAUGAAGUCCAGCACAUCAGUAGUAGAACUGGUGAUGUUACUGUGCUCACAGGAGUGGCAGAACUCCAUUCAGAAGAAUGCAGGACUGGCAUUUAUUGAGCUCAUUAAUGAGGGCAGGCUCUUGUGCCACGCCAUGAAGGACCACAUCGUGCGAGUGGCCAAUGAGGCAGAGUUUAUCCUCAACAGGCAGAGGGCUGAGGACGUCCACAAACAUGCAGAGUUCGAGUCCAACUGCGCUCAAUAUGCAGCAGAUCGAAGAGAGGAAGAGAAGAUGUGCGAUCACCUGAUCAGUGCAGCCAAGCACAGAGAUCAUGUGACCGCCAACCAGCUGAAACAGAAGAUCCUCAACAUCUUGACUAAUAAACAUGGAGCUUGGGGCACCAUGGCACAGAGCCAUUUGAUUGAUUUCUGGCGGCUGGACUACUGGGAAGACGAUUUGCGCAGGAGGAGAAGAUUUGUUCGCAAUGCAUUUGGCUCCACACAUUCAGAAGCGUCGCUCAAAUCACUGGAGGAUUAUGCUCCAGAGGAAGAGGAGGGCGUGAAGUCGAAGAAGACGUUCAGGAGCCAGUCUGUGGUCAGUCAGAAUCCUGAGAUGGAACUGAUGCUGGAGGGAGAUGAUGAUGCUGUCAGUCUGCUGCAGGAGAAGGAGAUUGACAAUCUCGCAGGUCCUGUAGUUUUGAGCACGCCAGCCCAGCUGGUCGCUCCUGUGGUCGUUGCCAGGGGGACGCUCUCCAUCACCACCACUGAGAUUUACUUUGAGGUGGAUGAAGAAGAUCCCGCAUUCAAGAAGAUUGAUGCAAAGGUUUUGGCAUAUUCUGAAGGGCUGCAUGGGAAAUGGAUGUUCAGUGAGAUCAGAGCUGUGUUUGCAAGGCGUUACCUGUUGCAGAACACUGGCUUGGAGGUCUUCAUGGCCAACAGAACAUCUGUCAUGUUUAACUUCCCGGACCAGGCAACUGUCAAAAAGGUGGUGUACAGUUUACCCCGAGUGGGAGUCGGUACCAGCUACGGCCUUCCUCAGGCAAGACGGAUUUCUCUGGCCACCCCUCGACAGCUCUUCAAGUCCUCUAACAUGACCCAGCGCUGGCAGCGGCGGGAGAUCUCUAACUUCGAGUACCUCAUGUUUCUUAACACCAUUGCAGGAAGAACAUAUAAUGACCUUAACCAAUACCCGGUCUUCCCCUGGGUCCUUACCAACUAUGAGUCUGAGGAGCUGGACCUCACUCUGCCUGGCAACUUCAGGGAUCUGUCGAAGCCAAUCGGGGCGCUGAAUCCAAAGCGUGCAGCCUUUUAUGCAGAGCGUUAUGAGACAUGGGAGGAGGACGGAACACCACCUCAUCACUACACAUCCCUCUACUCCACCGCUGCUUCUACUCUGCUCUGGCUCCACAGAAUAGAGCCCUUCACUACAUUCUACCUGAACGGAAAUGACAAUAGGUUUGACCAUCCAGAUCGAACAUUCUCUGGCAUCAUGCGCUCCUGGAGAAGCUGCCAGAGAGACACAUCUGAUGUCAAGGAGUUGAUCCCAGAGUUCUACUACCUGCCUGAAAUGUUUGUGAACAGUAAUGGUUAUGAUCUGGGAUUGAGGGAGGACCAUACGCCCGUCUGUGAUGUGGACCUGCCUGCCUGGGCCAAGAAACCAGAAGACUUUGUUCGUAUUAACAGAAUGGCUUUGGAGAGCGAGUUUGUAUCAUGCCAGCUGCACCAGUGGAUCGAUCUGAUCUUCGGCUACAAGCAGCGAGGACCCGAGGCAGUGAGAGCUCUCAACGUGUUCCACUACAUGUCUUACGAAGGCUCUGUCAAUCUGGACACUGUCACAGACCUGCAGCUCAGAGAGUCCAUGGAGGCUCAAAUCCAGACAUUUGGUCAGGUUCCUUCGCAGCUGUUAAUUGAGCCUCAUCCUCCCCGCAGCUCGGCUAUGCAUCUGUGUUUCCUUCCUCAGAGUCCACUCAUGUUUAAGGAUCAGAUGCAGCAGGACGUGAUCAUGGUGCUGAAAUUUCCCUCCAACUCUCCGGUGACGCACGUGGCUGCCAACACGCUGCCCCACCUGAGCAUGCCCGCUGCCGUAACGGUCACCUGCAGCCGCCUGUUUGCUGUCAACCGCUGGCACAACACCGUCGGUCUCAGGGGAGCCCCAGGCUACUCACUGGAACAGGCUCAUCACCUCCCGAUUGAGAUGGAUCCUCUGAUAGCCAAUAACUCUGGGGUGAAUAAACGGCAGAUCACUGACCUGGUUGACCAGAGCAUUCAGAUCAACACACACUGUUUUGUGGUCACUGCUGACAAUCGCUACAUCCUGGUGUGUGGCUUCUGGGACAAGAGUUUCCGAGUCUACUCCACAGAAACGGGUAAACUGACUCAGAUUGUGUUUGGUCACUGGGAUGUAGUGACCUGUUUGGCUCGCUCCGAGUCCUACAUCGGCGGAGACUGCUACAUCGUCUCCGGCUCACGAGACGCCACGCUGCUGCUGUGGUACUGGAGCGGACGACAUCACAUCAUCGGAGACAAUCCCAACAAUAGUGAUUAUCCCGCACCCCGAGCCGUUCUCACGGGUCAUGAUCACGAGGUGGUGUGUGUGUCUGUGUGUGCUGAGCUGGGUUUAGUCAUCAGUGGAGCCAAAGAGGGUCCAUGCUUGGUACACACCAUCACAGGGGAUCUGCUGCGGGCUCUGGAGGGGCCGGAGAACUGCCAGCAGCCGCGGCUCAUCUCCGUCUCCAGCGAGGGUCACUGCAUCAUCUACUAUGAGAGAGGCCGCUUCUGCAAUUUCAGCAUCAAUGGCAAGCUGCUCGCUCAGAUGGAGCUCAAUGACUCCACACGGGCCGUGCUGCUGAGCAGUGAUGGACAGAAUCUGGUGUCUGGAGGAGAUAACGGAGUGGUGGAGGUGUGGCAGGCCUGCGACUUUAAGCAGCUCUACAUCUACCCAGGCUGUGACGCAGGCAUCCGCGCCAUGGAUCUCUCUCAUGACCAGAGAACUUUAAUUACUGGCAUGGCAUCAGGCAGCAUCGUGGCUUUCAACAUUGACUUCAACCGCUGGCACUAUGAGCAUCAGAACAGAUACUGAGAGUGGACACGCAUAUAAACACACAUACACACACACACACACACACACACACACACAGGAGCGAGAAGGCCGACUGCAGGCUGCUGCUGAACUUCAGCUGGGAGAACUCCUACUGACUCCUGAGCUGUUAGACCAAACACAUCUCUGUUCUGGAAUCAACUCACUGUCAGACUUUGUGAAAAGAUUUCAAACAUAAGACUUUGUUGUUGUAAGCUAGAAUCUUUAGAAUUGUUUUUCACUCCCCACAUAUGAUAAUAGGUCACGUAAAGUCCUCUUAUUUGCAGACUGUGAAAAUGAAGCCACCACUGCUGUGGACUCAACCUAUCUCCACCUCAGAGGCUUCAGAGACCAACCACCAAAUAAUAAAAUAACGAAUGCUUUUAUUCUCCUUUUAGUGGGUGGGGCUAGAGAACACACACACACACACAGCAGAAUGUUGGCGAAUAUAAAACAGGUCUUUGCUGUAAGGGCGGAGCUUACAUCCCUCAGUUUCCCCGUAUGGACGGUUCCACCACCUUUAAAAUCGUUAAUGACUUGCUGUAUGUAAAUUAUUGUGUAUUAUUAACAAAAUGUAGGCGCUUUUGAUGAGAUGACAGUGACCUGAGAUGAGAGCAGCCAGGUUACACCCUGGAGGUAAACGUCCUAUCAGAAAACGAGCUUCGUUUUCCUCUUUGUAUAUUUGGUAAUUGUUUUGUCAUAUAUGUACAUAACUUCGACAGCGUGGGCAGCCAGGCAUGUAAGAGGAGAAAAGAGUAAAAAAAAAAAACAACAAAAAAAAACACUUAAGUUAAAAACAAAAUGUAACCCUCUCACUCUCACACAUUUUCUGAUUAUUUAUGAUAAAAAAAAUAAAAUAAAUAAAUGUUGAAGAUUUUGUAUUGACACUUUGCACCAAUAACAUAAUUUAUUAGCGGAAUGGUUUUAUUUUUGGUUAGGAACCACCGGUUGUAUGAUUUGUGCAUCGAUGUUUGUUGUAUUUGUUCAAUAUUAAACCCAUGUGUAAUGAUUCUGUUGUACCACUGCAGUAAGCAAUAUCAUAACUUCGUAGCUAGGAGAGACAUAGAAAUCAUAAAGCUUUUGAGGAGGAAAGCUUGGUUUAUAUGAGUAUUAAAAUAUGUAAACACUUCAAUAUGCAGCAGUUUCUUUUUUUUUUUUCCCCUCAGCCUCUUAAGAGUAAGAAGAAUAUUUUUGGAGCUACAGUGUAAUACAGAAUUCUAAUAUAACCUUGUUUCAUUGCAAAGGUGUAAAUAAUUACACAGAAAAAAAAAUCGAACAAAAGAACAAUAAAUUAUGCAAAGAGUUUGCGGAUUUUGCCUUGUUAUUGGCCAUGGAGGUGUAUGUGACUGAGACAGAGGUGCGUAGUGAAUGAGCACAGCUGCCUGGGAUUAGACCACUGCUUAGACUGUACAUUUGAUUCAGUUUGUACAUUUUUGUUGUUGUUGUCCUUUUCUUUUUUCCAUGGUGGCUUGAUUAUUGCAUAUGUUUCUAAUUUAUUGUUUUGUUUAUUGUUUGUAGAGAGGAGAGGUAGAGUUAUUGGUGAAUAAUGAAGGAAAGAGAUCUGACUUCUGAACUCGAAUCCUAUCUGCUGAUUCAUGCAUUUGCAGCAACAUGAAUAAGGCAGAAAACUGACCGGAGGAGUCUCUCCAAAUGUUCGAAAUUCAUUCAUGCCAAUAUAUAAAGAUCAAUAACUGUAAAAUACAAUUGUUUUCUUUUUGUCGUAUUUACAAUAAAACCAACCAAAACAUG